AUGUCUUUUGGCUCUCCAAAGAACGGCGAAUUCAUUGAAUGCACAGAUCCUGCUAUUCGUGAAUAUCUAAUAUUCCUUAAUAGCAAGGAACCUGCAGAACACAAGUUUAUUAUCACAGAUAUCGAUGACCGCUACUUAUUCAUCAAAGCUGGAGUUUCAGAUAAGCUUAAAGAGAAAAUUAACUUGCUUGUUACAAGUAACACCUUCUCUGAAGAAGAUCGUGAUUCAAAGAAGAAAAAGCAAAGAGUUAUUUAA
Trichomonas vaginalis G3 is the source of this 255-nucleotide messenger RNA. Its product is annotated as TFIIH subunit TTDA/Tfb5 family. The coding region runs from base 1 to 255 and encodes 84 amino acids. The record is from RefSeq and is a predicted model, not a curated record. Lineage: Eukaryota; Parabasalia; Trichomonadida; Trichomonadidae. Gene Ontology annotation, cellular component: transcription factor TFIIH core complex; transcription factor TFIIH holo complex. The transcript has a single exon. Gene Ontology annotation, biological process: nucleotide-excision repair; nucleotide-excision repair, preincision complex assembly; transcription initiation at RNA polymerase II promoter.